AUGGCCCCCUCGGCGCUCCAAGCGCGCAUCGCCGCCUUCGAGGCACUCCAGAACGGCGACCCGUCGCUCCUCGAGCCCUCAUCGCCAACGACAUCCGACUCCAAAGACUCAGAAUGGGUCCUCGAGCCUCCCCAGCCCUCACCGACGAUCAAGAUCCCGCGCACCUCCCCACCCAAGCCCCGGCCCGCGCCCUCCC
This is a messenger RNA of Peniophora sp. CBMAI 1063, 196 nucleotides long. NCBI's taxonomy places the organism in Eukaryota, Fungi, Basidiomycota, Agaricomycetes, Russulales, Peniophoraceae. The record is from the annotation of a GenBank genome assembly.